CCCGCCCCUCACGCCCCGUCGCGGCUCGCGGAGGCCGCCCUGAGGCGGCGGCGCCGCCGAAGUCGGCAGGAGAAUCUUGCUCACAUAUCUACGAAGAUUUAACUCCAGGAUCCACACCCGGGAUCUGUUUUGUUUGUUUCACAAGGACGGCAUUGUUUCAGGUAGCUCAGGAUGGGAGAUCAGAGGCAACGUUCGUUAUCCACGUCCGGAGAAUCACUCUACCUUGUUCUAGGAUUGGACAAGAAUGCCACCUCAGAUGAUAUUAAGAAAUCAUACAGGAAACUUGCAUUAAAAUAUCACCCCGAUAAGAAUCCAGAUAAUCCAGAAGCCGCAGAUAAAUUUAAAGAGAUUAACAACGCACAUGCAAUAUUGACUGAUGCCACAAAAAGAAAUAUUUAUGAUAAGUAUGGCUCUUUGGGGCUGUACGUAGCAGAACAGUUUGGAGAAGAGAAUGUGAACACCUAUUUUGUGUUAUCCAGCUGGUGGGCCAAGGCGCUGUUUAUCUUCUGUGGGCUCAUAACCGGGUGCUACUGUCUCUGCUGCCUCUGCUGUUGCUGUAACUGUUGCUGUGGAAAGUGUAAACCGAAACCCCCCGAAGGAGAUGAACCAGAAUGUUAUGUCUCUCCAGAAGACUUGGAGGCCCAAGUACAAUCAGACGAGAGGGAGAACACCGAAGGCCCCAUCGUGAUCCAGCCAGCCUCGGCCACAGAGACGACUCAGCUCACGGCAGAUUCUCACCCCAGCUACCACACCGAUGGAUUUAACUAAGUUAAGGAAGCACCUAUUUAACCCGAACGGAUAAGAAUAAACACAUAAAUGGCCAAUCCAGCACUAGAAUCAUGGACAUUAGGAAUAGAUUAUGGGGAAGGGAAAGUGUUCGCCGAUGGUCAAUUGGGCAGCUUCAUAACCUGCUGGCAAAAUAUUUUGUAAUCCCCUUGUCAUCUUUUUUGUCACCUUCAGUGUCGUAUCUCAAUGAGACAUGGAAGUACUGUAGCAUGCCGAAUCUGAACCUGUUUAGCUUUAGUCUUCUUUCUUUCUCUUUCUCUCUCUCUCUCUCUCUUUUGUUGUUUUCCCGUUCUGUUUUUUAAAAGGAAGAAUAGCAUGUGUCAAGUUUACAUUAUAAACGUUUUUUGUGUUGUAAAUGUACUAAGGAGUUUAUCAUGACAAGUGUGACGGUUACAUUCUGCAUUUUAAGCAGUCAAACCGGGUGAGAAACGAGGAGGCAUUAUUUUUUCACAGAGAACUUUAAAAUUGAUCAAAUGGAGCCACAAAACUUCCAUACAGUUGAGCUACUGCCCUCCUGCUCCCCUGGAGAGCAACAGAGAUUUCCCCCUGCCCGUUGACACCUGACUUUUUGCCUCAAUAACUUUUAUUUUGAAAAAUGAUGAUGUUGCCAGGAAGGGAAGAGGGGUGGGGUAGAUUUUAAGGGAGGGGAGGGGGAUUCUGUUUUCUGGAAAUGUUGUUUCCGUUUUUUUUCUUUCAAAGCUGUCUGAUGCUUCACAGGCAUCUUGUUCAACCUUCUCUACGGUGUAGGAAGUUGUAUCUGGAGGGCAAUCAUCUCUGCAAAGUUUUCUUUGUAGUUUUCUUGUGUGGGAGGGGGCCAAAGUAGUGUGUGUUGUUUUUUUUAUUACAAAGCUAGAAAUGACUUGAAUCGUCUCUUUGACACUUAAAUUAAAGCGCACAUUAUUCUUGUUUAAAUUUAAAAUAAAAAAAGCAUUCCCCAAACUAUUUAUAGUUAAACCACUGGGGCUUUUUGGGUACAAAUGCAUGUUUUCACUGCCCAGUCAGAAUGAAGUGUUAGUGAUAUCCGAGAGCAACUUUUAGAUUUUUGAAAAUAUAUAUAUAUAUAUAUUGAUCUGAGAAUUGUUCUCAAAUUACUCUUUUUAAAAAUAAUAAUAAUAAUAAAUCUUAUCAAGUCCACUUUAUAAAUGAUGUGUUCUAGUGAUAUAUACUUAGAUUUAUUUUUAAUUUAUAUUUUAAAAUAAUCACUGCCACCCGGCUCACGGUUCCUUAAAUUGGUGCCAUCACCUAGCAGGUGUUGGGGUGCAGCCCUCAGUGUUCACCAGCCAGCAGGGUUGAAUUCCUGUUCUGGAACCGUAUGGCAGUGAUUGUCAAGCCUUGAUGACAUCAGUCUGUUGAUAAUAAUUUGAGCCCAUUGCUCACAACUGGGCUGAUACCAUCUUGGUUUCUGCUCUCUGCCACUGACUGAUAGGUGAUAUUGUGGCAGUCAUAGUAUCAUGAGGCUGAUGUCAAGGAUAUAAUUCAUGUCUUUUGCACCUCAACAUAAUGCAUGCAAUGCCACUCGGCUCCCCCCUCCUUUUCUCAAUGUUCAUGGCUGGGAAUUUUGGGAUUUGGAGUUCCAACACAUCUGGAAGCCACCAAGUUGAGGAAUAGGGAACUGGCAGGUCACAAUUUUGACAGUGAUUCCUAUUGUAAAAUUGGCUUCCAUUUUUUUCCAUUUCCAACCUUCUCUGCAAGGGCAAGAAUCAGAUUGAAACUGACUAGAACUGAGCAGGUGGGGAAUAAAUAGGACCUGAGGUGGCCGGACCAACCUUGAAUCCAUGCCUGAAUUUAUCUGGUUGGCUGGCUGACUGGUUUCUUUCUCUGCCUCAGUCCCACCUUUAUAAAAUGGGAGGGGUCCGUCUCAAAUGUCCAAAUUUCAUUGUGUGGUACUUUACAUAUUUGAAGCAGUGUAUGGUAGAGUUGUAUGAGUUGUAUGUCUAAAUGGUGAUUUUUUUUAAAAAGGAAACCCACUUGCUCAUCCAUGUAUCUGUGUAGAGCAGGAAUAUCCAACCUUGGUGACUUCAAGGUUGAGCUUGUGGGCUUCAACUCCCAGAAUUCCCCAGCCAGCAUGGCUGGCUGGGGAAUUCUGGAAGUUGAAGUCCACUGGUCUUAAAGUCACCAAGAUUGGACACCUUUUGUGUUCUGCAGAUGUUCUUCCGGACCGAAUCCCAAUUGGGCUCUUUCUAUUGAACAUUUUCUCUGUGAUGAGUGGGAGAAUCCACCACAAAUGGAAGUUGUGUGUUCAUCCAGGUAGCGGGCGUCUCAAAGUUUCCUCUAUUGUUCAGGGUUUUGCAGUAGAAUUCACUAGGUUUGUUAAUAAAGCCAUCAGUCCAAACCUCCUCUAUUUUGCGAGCUGCUUCCGCUUCAAUCACUUCCCCACCGUCUUUUUUUGUCUCACAAUCUCAUUCCUGCUUUGCAAUCUCUCUGGGAGUGGACGCCCACGAAAUCCUGUCACCAGCAACCGCCUUUGCAUAUCACGUGCGUGAGGUUGUCAUGGCCCGUUGUGACAUUGUCGUAACAUCUACCGGGCACCAGCGCCAGAAAGGACCGUACAAUUUCCGAGGGCAGGUUUGAAUGGUCCCUGGUGUGUAUAUUUAUGCAUGUGUUGAAUCAUCGCAAAGUGAAAACGUUCCCUCUAGGAAGCACUUCGGGGUUCUUCUUGCAGGUUUUCUAUUUUAAGGGGGUCACGGGUUGUUUUUGUUAAAAACAGGCAACAGCUUUAUCUCACAUAAUACUUGAAAUAGUUGGUCAAUCUAUCUGGUUGUUGUUUCACUCUCUGAGUAACUCAGUGGUAUCCCAACUUUGGCAACUUUAAGACCUGUGGACUUCAACUCCUAGAAUUCUGGGAGUUGAAUCCACAAGUCUUCAAGGUGCUACAGUUGGAGAUUCCUGGACUAAGGGGUAGUUGGCCAGUAUAUCUGUUUUACAGUGUUGGUUGGGUUCAGUAACGUUCCAAAAACAAGGCUCUGAAACAACAACAUUGGGUGCGCGCACAUCUCUCACUUAAUGCCGAUUUUUAGAUUUUACUGUGAUCUCUUCUUGAAAUCCAUGUAACCUGUCGAGGUA
Messenger RNA from Notechis scutatus (mainland tiger snake), 3849 nucleotides. The record is from RefSeq and is a predicted model, not a curated record. NCBI's taxonomy places the organism in Eukaryota, Metazoa, Chordata, Lepidosauria, Squamata, Elapidae.